Messenger RNA from Zygosaccharomyces rouxii, 663 nucleotides. RefSeq names its product Yet2p (gene YET2). Lineage: Eukaryota; Fungi; Ascomycota; Saccharomycetes; Saccharomycetales; Saccharomycetaceae. Bases 1 to 663 code for a protein of 220 amino acids. Gene Ontology annotation, biological process: intracellular protein transport; endoplasmic reticulum to Golgi vesicle-mediated transport. Gene Ontology annotation, cellular component: endoplasmic reticulum; endoplasmic reticulum membrane. The record is from RefSeq and is a predicted model, not a curated record. The transcript has a single exon.
AUGAGUUUAUAUUUGAGUACAUUGUUUGCGUUGUUGACGCUUGAAAUGGCCAUCCUCUUUUUGGUGGUCUUACCCCUACCAUUUAGAGUCCGUAGGAACUUCUACAGUCUCUAUUACAGGUGGACUUCAAACCGCAAAGUGCAGACUACGAUUUACAUUUUUGCAGGUCUGGUUAGUAUUCUAUUCGUUGAUUCAUGGAGAAGAGCUCAAUUCAAAGUCCAUUUACACCACUAUCAAAGGCAGGGUGAAGAUGUUGAUGACAACAGCGCAGUUACCCCUACACAAGCAUUAGCAUCGAGGGCCUACAACCAAAGGAACACAUACAUUUCCGGAUUCAUUCUAUAUUUCUUAGUGUGCAUUCCAGCUGUAUUUACCAUUAUCAGAAGAUUGAUCAAGUACCAAAACUUGAUCAACAAUUUGGAAGGUAAACCCGUAAAGGAUACGACACCUGAUACGCAACCAACUGCUCCUAGUAAGAAAGGUAGUGCAUCAAUUGUUGAUGACCGUGAAAUUGACCAUUUGAAGCAUGACUUGGAAAAGAAGGAAGUUAACUUGAAGGCAGUUCAAAAGCAAGUCAAAAAUUUGGAAAGUUAUUUCGAUCAGCAGAACGAUCAAAAGAAUCCUAACACCGCUGCCACCGCUGGUGGAAAGAAAGAUUUAUAA